AGCAAGCCACUUGCUUUAUCUAAUGUCCAUUUUCCAUGAUCAUCGAAUCAUGGUUUUGAAGAGCUUUUUGGCAAGUGGGUCCUCUUUAGUCACCUUAAAUUGCAGGUUUCUGAUGGUAAAACCUUAAAUUGCAGGUUUUUGUCCGAGAUAUCCAAGAAAUAAAUUUUGAGGCUUUCUUGGAUAUAUAUCAGUCGGUUUCUUGAAUUUCAUUUAUAUUGGUGGAGAGAGUUAGCUUCUGGCUUCAAAACAAUGGUGAACUACACUGCAGGUUCUACAAAGGUUUUGUUUCUUCUUCUUCUGUUACAGCUACGUUUCGAGAUGAUAACACCGGCCAGAAAGCUCGGCCUGUUCAACCAACCGGCCGCCUCGCGAUCAUGGUCUCCGCCACAGGCCGAGAUCGAUUUCGUCUGGUUCAACAUCAACAGGUGCAAGAACAUCGAACAGGACGCUUUCCGCCCGACCCAUCAAGGUCCUAGUCAAGGUAUCGGUCACAAAGGCCCGCCUGGUGCGCCCUGACCGCCGUUUCUAAAAGACCGGACCCUCUCUUCUCGGUUCUGUAUUUUCUGUUCUGUGAUGUUGUCCGGUUGAAAUAGCAGAGUGAGUGUGAUUGAGAUGUGUUUUUUUUACCAAGCAGAAACAAAGGUUUUGUGAUGAAACGACAAAAGGGAUAUGAGUU
Tarenaya hassleriana is the source of this 676-nucleotide messenger RNA. RefSeq lists its product as uncharacterized. Lineage: Eukaryota; Viridiplantae; Streptophyta; Magnoliopsida; Brassicales; Cleomaceae. The coding region runs from base 250 to 516 and encodes 88 amino acids. The record is from RefSeq and is a predicted model, not a curated record. The transcript has a single exon.